Molecule: messenger RNA, 395 nt
Organism: Drosophila nasuta
Lineage: Eukaryota; Metazoa; Arthropoda; Insecta; Diptera; Drosophilidae
Exons: 2
Coding region: 20-385 (121 amino acids)
Biological process (GO): proteolysis
Molecular function (GO): serine-type carboxypeptidase activity
Source: RefSeq, a predicted model, not a curated record
UAUAGCGAAGCGUGUUCCGAUGCUCUCACUGCUGACUCAAUCUUUUUACUGCCUACGCCUGAGCCAUCGAACCACACUCGUCGACAGCGUCACUCGUUUGCUGGACGAGACCCCAAUCCGCAUGGUCGUAUACUCGGGAACCUUGGACUUGGUCGUUCCCACUCCCGCCACCGUCAACUGGAUCGAUCAGAUGCAAUGGGGCAGCAAGAAAUCGUAUGUGGAUGCCACUCGCCGACCUUUCUUUGUAGAUGGCUUUAUAGAGGGUUAUGAGAAACAGGGCGGAAACUUCAGUAUGUUCUGGGUCCUUCGAGCAGGAAACCUGGUACAUCAGGAUAAUCCCGCGGCAAUGGCUUACAUUUUGCGUGAAAUUACGAACUUUGAAUGAUGUUAAUACU